Symbiodinium sp. CCMP2592 is the source of this 2913-nucleotide messenger RNA. The record is from the annotation of a GenBank genome assembly. NCBI's taxonomy places the organism in Eukaryota, Dinophyceae, Suessiales, Symbiodiniaceae.
AUGGCUGAACGCGACAGGUCACGUUCCCCUGGAGACGACAGGCGGGUUCCUGCACCUAACAACCCGGCGCCUCCUGCUGCUCCCGUUGCGGCAGCUGAGCAGCCAGGAGACUCAGUCAGCGACAACAACGUUGUCACAGUUUGCUCCGAGACUUUCUGUUUCCGGCACGUGAAGGGCGUGCUGCUCCAGGAGGUUAAGGCAGCUUACAAGAAGCAUGCAGAUCGCAUGCAGAGCGUGCAGGGCGGAGUUUCCAACUUCGAAACUCUGCAACAAGACGUCAAGGAGUUCCAGCGGUCUGGUCAAGUACCCAAGUGGUGCAAAGCAAAAGAGGUCUUACCCCUCAAGCACCGGCUUCUACAGGAGGCUGGUUCUGACCUCCAAGUCACACCGCCAGACGGACAGACGAAGCCUGUCCGUCGGGAGCUCCUCCGAGAGUUCCCUUGGUUGGAGCACGUCUGGGCGAACCAUCGCCUUCCUGAGGACGCACCCGCCAAGGACCUUUUUGACACAGCUACAAAGGAGUGGGAGAAACUGCAGUUGUUCGGCCGCUACUACGUCGCCGCUAAGCAGCAGGAGUCCAGCCGGGAGGCUUUCACGCCCGGCGCCUUGAAGCGCGACUUAGACGAGCACCUCACCAAGUUGUUACAAGCCGUCUCCGAGCUCACAGGAGAGACGCUUGACACCCUGAGGCCCAAGUACCGCUUGGAACAGGAGGAGCUGCACUCUUUCGCCGAGUUGGUCCAGAAGACUUUGGCGACCCGUGCUGCAGCCGAGAGGAUGCGGCAAACACAGCAAACCGCAAAGCUCGAAGCCAAGCAACAGCAAGCCAAGGAGAAAGUCCAGGCAAUGGACUUGAACCAAGUUGUCGCUGCUUCCGUGACGCAGUCUUUGCUGCAAGUCCUUCCGACUUGUGGAGUCCGCGUUCCCAAGCGGCACGUUUUCCUGCAGGGCUUAUCUGCCACGCAACUGCAGCUACGGUUCGCUUGGCAGAUGUUGAAAGGCACUUCUUUCCACUUGCUCAACGAGUUCUUUGUCCAGUUGCCAACGCUGCAGCAACAAGUGGUGGUUUACAGCUCGCGAACGCGCGCUGUCGUCACAGAUGCAGCAGUACCCUGGCCAGUGACCUUGCUUCUUACUAUGCGGGGUCCGAAAUUCAUCUUCGGUGGUGUUACCCUUCCUCGUAAACCACGUGUUGUCAAAGCUCUGGCUGACAUGAUGAGGCGGAUACGUACCGCUCACAUGCUUGGCCUCGAUAGUGGCAACUUCAAUCCGCGUUUGUACUUUCCCAACCUGGAGUGGCAGCCGCUUCGCUGCCCUCCACGUGCGGAAGCUGCACUGGAUACCUUUAGCCGGGAGGUGUUGCAAAGGUUGGAUGACCAACAUGCGCAACAGGUGGGACGGAAGUCCCGUGGCAACUACUCUCCACUGGAUUGCCUAGGUUUUCAACUCCUACGACGCUCAGGGUGGAGUGCUGUCAAAUCGGACAAGGAUUCUUCAUUCGUAUUGCUCACCGUCGAAGACAGGCAGGCCGAAUUGUGCCGGCUUCUACACGACAGAGAGCACUUCGAGUUGGUUGCAGAAACACCUGCUGAGCUGUUUGCCUUGGAUGCGGCAGUUCUCCAAAGGUACAAGACUGCAGCCGAUGCUCUUCUGCAGUGUCGCGAGUGGUGUAACUUGGCUGCUGGGAAGGAGCGCCUGAAACGCUUCUUGUACCAGCGUGUUCAGUCAGGUUUUUCUUGCACUAGUCGUUUGGCGUUUAAUCUUAAAACGUAUAAAAGCCCCAUCGUGCCUAGAGAACUCGAAGGGUCCCAAAAGAACUAUCUCCAGCCUGCACAAAAGUUUGCAAGUGUGGUGCUGCGAGCACAGCUGCCUCGCAUUGCAAACUGGGUCAUGCAAGACAGUGCUGAAUUUGUCCGCCGAGCUGAAUCUGGUGAGUUCGUUGUGCCUCCUGGGUUUAGCCUUUACAGCGGUGACAUCAAACAGUUCUUCCCUUCGUGCAUCCACCGCGAGCUUCUCGAAGCACAAAGAGACCUACUCCGAACGACUGGCUAUUCAAACACUGCACAGAGAAGUUUCCUUCAAAUGGCCGAAGUCUUGCUUGCAUCACAAAUCGCCUACGCCCCUGAAGUGGAUGGGUUCUACCGCAGAACGAAAGGAGCCGCCAUGGGCGCCUCGCAUGCUGCAGAAGCUUGUGACGUCUAUGUGGCCCUGCGGCAUGACCAAUUAUUUGUCGGAACGGACAAGCCCGCUUGGAUCAGCUGGUUCGUUCGAUUCCGUGAUGAUUGUCUGUUCUGUGCGAACACAACACAUAUGACUCCGGACGCCACCAGACUGCUCCAACAUCGCUUUUCUGCCAUGGGCUCCAACCUGGUGUUGGAAAUCUCCCCGCUCAGCAGGGAGGGUGCUGUAUGGCUCGACUUGCUCAUCCGAGUGACGCCGUCUGGGAGGCUUAUGUUCUCCACCCACAUCAAACCUACGAACCUGGGCCACUACAUUACUGCAGACUCCUAUCACUCGAAGUGCACCUUGGGGACCUGGACCACUGCAGAGCUCCAGCGGUAUGCUCGGAACUCCACGUGUUGGCGCGAUGCUGUUGGACCAGUGGAGCGACUUCACAGCCGCCUUGUGGGGAGACUGUACAACAGGAGUCUACAGGAUAUGAUCGCCGUGACUUGGCAGAAGUGGCUUCAGAGAGAUUCUUUGCUUCGUUCCGCUCAGCCCGCACGCCACAGAUACACUGCUCUAGUGCUGCCUUAUCACAGAUGCUGGCAGCGAAUAGGUGUCUGGGGCUUACUGCGCUGGCUAGAACACGAGCUUGAGGAGGCAAACAUCCGCCAUCAUCCAUUCCGGAUGGCUUUUGCGAAUCCUUAUCCGCAUCUUUAUGUGAAAGUCCGGAACCUACACCGGACGUAA